This is a messenger RNA of Paramisgurnus dabryanus, 4932 nucleotides long. RefSeq names its product exostosin glycosyltransferase 1b (gene ext1b). NCBI's taxonomy places the organism in Eukaryota, Metazoa, Chordata, Actinopteri, Cypriniformes, Cobitidae. Gene Ontology annotation, cellular component: membrane. Gene Ontology annotation, molecular function: glycosyltransferase activity. The record is from RefSeq and is a predicted model, not a curated record.
AUGCAGGCCAAAAAACGAUAUCUUAUCUCGCUCUUGACCGGCGCCUUUCUAGUUCUGCUCUUUUACUUUGGAGGAGGUGGUGUCCCGGCGGCCACGGGCUCCAGGAGCCGGCAUGAGCGCAGCCGCAAUGGAUACAAUCGUCCCGAUCAACCGUGGCCACACUUCUCGGACCCCUUACAACACUUCAGCCCGGGGGAUCUUUCCGACACGGAGGAAUAUAACGUUCACGUUUCGCCCCGUCAAAAGCGAGACGUCAACUCGAGCGUUUACAAGGGCAAGAGGUGUCGCAUGCAGUCCUGUUUUGAUUUCUCUCUCUGUCAAAGACACGGGUUCAAAGUGUACGUGUACCCACAGCAGAAGGGCGAGAAGAUUUCAGAAAGUUAUCAGAAUAUUUUAUCCACCAUCGAGGGCUCGACGUUUUACACAUCGGACCCUAGUCAAGCGUGUCUGUUUAUCCUAAGUCUGGACACUCUUGACCGAGACCAGUUGUCUCCACAAUAUGUGCACAAUCUCAAAACCAAGGUGCAGAGCUUGCCCCUGUGGAACAAUGGUAGAAAUCACCUCAUAUUUAAUUUGUAUUCAGGCACAUGGCCCGACUACACGGAAGACUUGGGCUUUGACAUCGGUCAAGCCAUGCUGGCCAAAGCGAGCAUCAGCACGGAGAACUUCAGACCCAAUUUUGAUGUCUCCAUCCCGCUGUUCUCCAAGGAUCACCCGAGGACCGGUGGGGAGAGGGGCUUCUUAAAAUACAACACCAUUCCACCUUUUAGAAAAUAUAUGCUGGUUUUUAAAGGGAAACGCUAUCUGACCGGUAUCGGUUCGGACACGAGGAAUGCCUUACAUCAUGUUCAUAACGCGGAGGAUGUAGUUCUUCUCACCACCUGCAAGCAUGGCAAAGACUGGCAGAAACACAAGGACGCCCGAUGUGAUAAGGACAACGCCGAGUAUGACAAGUAUGACUACCGUGAAAUGCUGCACAAUUCCACCUUCUGCCUGGUGCCGCGAGGACGACGACUGGGUUCCUUUCGCUUCCUGGAGGCUCUGCAGGCGGCUUGUGUACCGGUUAUGUUGAGUAAUGGUUGGGAACUCCCGUUCUCUGAGGUCAUCGACUGGAACACAGCCGCUGUGAUCGGGGACGAAAGGCUUCUGCUACAGAUCCCAUCCACGGUGCGCUCCAUUCAUCAGGAUAAGAUUCUGGCUCUACGACAGCAGACGCAGUUCUUGUGGGAGGCUUACUUCUCCUCUGUGGAAAAGAUUGUGUUCACUACUUUAGAAAUCAUUCAGGACCGAGUACUUCAGCAGACUUCCAGGAGCAAUCUGAUGUGGAACAGUCAUCCCGGUGGUCUUUUUACACUGCCCAUGUACUCCUCUUACCUGGGCGACUUCCCUUUCCACUAUGCUGAACUUGGGAUCAAGCCGAAUUCCAAGUUCACGGCUGUAAUCCAUGCUGUCACCCCUCUGGUUUCUCAAUCUCAACCCAUUCUUAAGCUCCUCGUCUCGGUGGCCAAGUCCCAGUAUUGUGCUCAGAUUAUUGUAUUGUGGAACUGUGACAAGCCUUUACCUGCAAAACAUCGAUGGCCAGCCACCUCAAUGCCUAUUAUUGUAAUCGAAGGAGAGAACAAGGUGAUGAGCAGCAGGUUUCAACCUUAUGACAGUAUCAUAACUGAUGCAGUGUUGAGUUUGGACGAGGACACGGUGUUGUCAACCACUGAGGUGGACUUUGCUUUCACCGUGUGGCAGAGUUUUCCAAAUAGGAUUGUGGGAUAUCCCGCCCGCAGUCAUUUUUGGGACAAUAAUAAGGAGCGUUGGGGAUACACCUCCAAAUGGACCAAUGACUACUCCAUGGUUCUCACUGGGGCUGCCAUUUACCACAGAUAUUAUCACUUCCUAUAUACCAAUUUCCUACCAAAUAGCCUGAAGAGCAUGGUGGACCAGCUGGCCAACUGUGAGGACAUCCUCAUGAACUUCCUGGUGUCCGCCGUUACCAAGCUGCCACCCAUUAAGGUCACACAGAAGAAACAGUACAAGGAGACGAUGAUGGGUCAGUCAUCUCGAGCUUCUCGCUGGGCAGACCCGGACCACUUCGCCCAGCGACAGACCUGCAUGAACAAGUUCGCCAGCUGGUUUGGCGGCAUGCCUCUGGUUCACUCACAAAUGAGAUUGGACCCCGUUCUCUUCAAGGACCAAGUCUCCAUCCUCCGCAAAAAAUACAGGGAGAUCGAGCGACUCUGACCAGACUGGCGCCCCUUGUCAGACAUUCAACAGGGGGCCGGGAGAGACUCGCUGGGGGAAAGUAGGACCACAGCGCAAGAGCCCACGGUCAGAGGUCUGGCUCCGUUAUCCCUUCAGCACACAGCAAAGGAUAAAGACACCAGGAUGUGAACGCCUCUGUGGACCUUCAAACAUGUAGUUCACCAUUACACACUUUUAAGACUUCAAUUUUUUGCUUUGGUAUUGGAUCCCAGAGAUAUAUGAUCUUUCCCAGCACCUGAGCAAGCUGUUGGAAGACAGGAGGGACGCUUCAUUGUGUUGCACUUCAUCUUCAUCAUGUCACAUCCGGAUCCACCUUCCACCUUUGAUGUUAGCCUAAAUGCCUGCUCUGUUGUAAAUGUCUUAAGGGUUCAUUUUUAAACUUUUUCUUUCUUUUAAGGUAUUAGGGGGGUCUUUGUCGCAAUUGUGGAUUGGCUUUAUAAUAACAUCAUUUAUUUACAGUGAAACUGCUUUUGUAAGCUCAGACGUGGUUUAAUUUAGCCGUACAAGGAAAAAUAAGGCAUUCGAAAUGAACCCAGUUGUUUGUGGCCUAUUCACCGUUAAAUGAGGGCCGCAUUAAACACCCGGCAGUAUUUUGUUUUCUUACGUUUUUCAAAUGGUGCCAAGAAUUUAUUAAUUGCAUUUUAAGUGGCAUCUCAAGCCCUUUUAAAGAAAUGUAUUAGAAUUCCCUAAAUCCGCACAUUAUUAAACAGCCAAGCUUGGAAAAAAUGUUUGUCACAGUCAAAGGCAGUGCCUGGAGAGCUUACCUUGCAGGAACACCAUCUGUUUAAGUAAAAAAACUUAAGCGUAAGCUCUUUAAAAAAAGUUCAGAUUCAGAUGCUCUUGACAUUACUGCACUACAGGUUGAGUCGCAGGUCCUUAUUUAGUACACUUGUCUCUCGCCUCCUCUAUCUUCCCUGUCCACUUUAAGAAUGAGCUGUCCGUCAAAGUUUAACGGCACUGCCUUAUCGUUGGUCUCCUAUACUUAUAAAUUUGUCCCUCACUUUACCUAGAAAGUGUCUAUUAUAUACUUCCUUACUAUCAACAUAUUGAUUUUAUAUCAAGCCCACCCCUUCAGUGUUCUGUAUGUUUCCAGAGCAGAGACUAAGGGGGAGCAUUUUAUCAAUCUCUGCUCACAGGUACUUGAAUGUCUGAUGACUUGAAGGGUUUCUGUGCUUUAGUGGCCUUUUCGUGAAGGUGACUGGACUUAAAAUGUGCCAGCUGUGAGCCAAAGCCUUUAUUUUUUUUUCCCUUUUUAAUGCAUUGGAUUUGUCAUAGUACACUACAUGUUGUUUCCUGUGGUCGUGGUCAACUCGAGCAAAAAUUAAAACUCAUAUCUGACACCUGAAUGUUUAGGAAACCAGGCUUCAGUCGUAUAUCAUUUUACAAAUGUCUUAAGUAUUUUAAUAAGCUAUUUGAGAUAUUACAUCAUAUUGCUAUACCAUAACACUCAUGUUUCACUUGUGGUUUUAUAGCUGAAUGAUCAAAUAAAUGCCAUCGUGAUGUUAAAUACUAUUUAAUAUCAUGCGUCUAAAAGCAACGGCUUUAGUUGGCCUCUUAACAGUUACUUAAAAUAUGCAUUAGUAAUUAUUUAAAGUUUUUAAAACACGCUAACACAAAUGGCCCACAUCUGGUUAAGUUUUAAGUUCAGCAGACUUUAUAUUAAGCAUUUAUAUCUAUGAUUGUUCUCCUUGUCAUGUCGUAUCACAGAAUAAACUGGCCCUGCACAAUUUCAAUGGCCAAAUCAUAGACUUUUCAAAACUGUACAUAAUGUUUGUUUAUUCAAAAUGAUCUACACAAUUAGCUAUUUAAUGUGUCAGAAACUGGAGAUUAUUUUUAUGGGGUAGUUAAUGGCUGCAUCAGAUGUUUUUUUAUUUUUAGAGCCCUGGCUUAUGUUGUUUUUAGGGCAUGUGAUGUGCUCAACACUACCCAGAUGUGUCCAUGGCCCUUGUUAAUGUGGAUUACGUGUAUAGAUGACACACGAAUGUGUGUUUGAAUCGUAACAUUGUGCCAGUGUUAUUUUAAUUACCCAGCUUGAUAUGACAAAGCCAUUCAUUUUAAAUUGGCCUCUGUUGAAUACUGCUGCUACCAUAGCAUAUUUGCAAAAUCACCAAAGAAUCUUGGUAAAUUUAAACUCAUUGCUGUUUUGUCUGGUUUUAUGCUGGCUUUAUUUUGGGUUGCCUUUUUUUAUAAGAUUAUCUCAUCGCAUUGUGGGUAAAAUGAUACACAGACACGACGCCUGUAUGACUCUAAUGCAUUUGUGUCUGCUUUAUCCGCGUUCACAUUGCUCUCUGUUAUUAGCAAUAAGCAAUCAUUACGUUUGAAACACUCACUGAUUUGUCCCUAAUUGUGCCUUUAAUUGAUUUGUGAGUUCAUUUCCCCCGGCUGUCAAAAAAGGGCGAAAAUGUUGUCGUGUCAGAUGCCACUUUAUCAUACACUAAAGUUUCACAUCAUGCAUUAAACACUCACCUGUAUUCCUCAGAUUAGGCUGUUAACCGACUUGCAUGACCACUUUAGGCUAUUUAUGAGUAAAUGCUGUUGUUUAUUUGGCUCCCUCCUGUUCUGACCCUUCAUCCCUGUAAUUAACAGAUGACUUUUAUAGAGGUAAUAAAGAAAUUGCAAAAUGCCAAUUUUGUAUGAAUGAUUUAUAAAAAAAUAAAGUAAUAUUUGAUGCUAUAAAGA